Nomia melanderi (Alkali bee) is the source of this 2346-nucleotide messenger RNA. Its product is annotated as nicotinamidase. NCBI's taxonomy places the organism in Eukaryota, Metazoa, Arthropoda, Insecta, Hymenoptera, Halictidae. Gene Ontology annotation, molecular function: calcium ion binding. The record is from RefSeq and is a predicted model, not a curated record.
CGCGUACCGUAGUGAAAUAUGCCGCGAUGUUUGGUCAUGAUCGUCAAUUCGAAGCGCUAUCGCGCUGCAUGGCACAAUCCGACACGGAUUUUUAAAAACCCCCGGCACUAAAACGGUUAAAGUAAUACUCUUUAUAUUCCUCUGCAUGUUAACUCCAAUUGCGUAGAUUUCGGCCUUAAAUGACUUUUCAAUCAACGUGUCUCUUCAAUCGUCGCACAAGUGCGCUGUGGUUCAAUAGGUUGUUAACGUUGGGAUUCCUAUAUAUAAAGAGGAUCUAAGUUUACAGCGAAGAGGGUUGUUUCGAGCAGGGAACGGAAUCCAACUGAUAACGAUUAUUUGCAUCGAAGCGUUACUGACUUCAUGCCCACGUGAAGCAUGGAAACGAACAACGUUAAUUCGCAAAUCGAUUUGUUUGGCCGGAAGGAACAACUGACUGCCAAGAAAUUUUUAGCCAAUCUCGAUGUACCGAAUGUAGAGAGCGCCUUAAAUUACUCAAACUUUCGGUUGAUUUGUGGCGCACUCUUUCCGCCGGACGAGCUCGAGCAACAUGAUUGGAGGAUCAAGGAUAUGUUUGAUAUGUUUGACAACGAUCAUGAUGGCGCCCUAAAAGAAAAAGAAUGGAAAAUUUUUUACGAAUGGUUGAGAAUGAUGGUUGAGCCGGUGAACGCGUUGGUGGUCGUAGAUAUGCAGAACGAUUUUAUCGACGGAUCGUUAGCUUUACGUGAUUGUAGAGCUAAUCAAAAUGGUUUCGACGCGGUGGAACCGAUAAACCGUUUGAUCAAACACGGAUUUUUCGAUAAAAUUAUUUAUUCGCUGGAUUGGCACCCCGAAAAUCAUAUCAGCUUCUACGAGAAUCUGCAUUCGCGAGAACUUCAUACAGACUCGAAGGUAACGAAGGAGGAGGCAAAAUUAUUUGACACAGUGGUAUUCGCGAAACCUUAUUUGGAGCAGACACUGUGGCCGAAACAUUGCGUCAUGUACAGCUGGGGUGCCCAGUUGCAUAAAGAUCUGGUGAUCGUGCCUGGUUCGGAACAGGUACUAAAGGGUAAAGACCCCGAGAAGGAGGUUUACUCGGCAUUUCUUGAGAAAGAUUCGUCAGGUUCCAGCGAGUUGCUGAAGAUUCUUCGUAGGUCCGACGUUACACAUGUGUUUGUUUGCGGUGUAGCUUACGAUAUCUGUGUGAAAGCCACUUGCUUAAGCGGUCUUCAAUUGGGAUACCCUCUUGGGGUGAUCAAUGAUUGUUGUCGCGGCGUAGAUCCAGAUGGUAUCGAAGCUACGAAGCAAUUAAUUUUAGAGAACGACGGUAUAAUCAUCGAAAGUGAUGAAGCCUUAUCACUGGUGAACGGAGAGAAACGAAGCCUUCUUAUGAGUCACAAAUCUGCAAAGACGUUAGCCUCGACUUUAGUCUCUAAUACUAUCGCGGCUAUGUAAUUGAUGUCGUCUAACUGCGAGAGAAACGUGUGACAGAAAAAGAAAUACAAGGUUCAUACCCGCUUCGAACUCUAAACGGAUUAUAAAUAUUACACUGAUACGCUAAAAAUCUACCUCAGUCGUUAUUUAUCGUUUAAGGUUGCGUGUCAAUCAACGCCCGCGCAGUUUUCUCUAUCCUGUUCGCUGAUUCAUCGUCUACCGUUAAUUUGCAAGCGUAUCUAUGCCUCGUCCCGCAAUCGUCACUGUGAUAAGAGUAUAGUCGGGACGUCGAAUUGUAAGACAGUUUCAGGCAUCUACAAAAACGUAAAAAAAUUAAGUAAAUCGGAUUGUGAAUUCCGAUAAUAAUAUUUCUUUUAAAAGUCUCAACUGAUUCACGUACAACAUGCAUUAGGUCGUCCCAUACAUUCGUACCGCCUAUUUUUAUAUUAUAUAUAUAUAUAUAUAACAUACAUAGCUUUAUUAAAUAUAAAAUUUGUAUAACUUCAUAACCUGUCGCUCUUGAAUACCUUCUACUGACUAAACUGUAGCAUAAAGGUAUAGUUACCAGGUCUGUGAUUACAAAACGUUUCGUGAGAAGUAUAAACACACCGCGACAUGAACUUAUGGGACGACCUCAUAUAUACGCUUUUCCUUCGUAUUAAUUGCGACGAUCCAACGGACACCUAGAUUUAUGUGUAUACAGAAACUAAUUCGAGUGUAAUAAUUACACUCUGUUGCGUUUCAAAUAAAGUGCGGACCUCGUUACACGUGUCACUCGAGUUAUUGUUCCUUGACACUUUAUAUCUUAUUACGGAUAAGAUAAUGGUAAUUUGGAAAAUGAAUAAAAAUCUCUCACCUGCCAUCGCCAGGUACGGUCUGUUUCAUGUUUUGAUGAACCGGCUUCGCGCUGCUUGCCCAAAUCCACAAGAGACCGGG